UUAAAUAUUUCUUGACAUUCUGUAAGUCCAUGACUAAAUUUUAGUUUAUUAAAGUCGCAGUAACAUUUAAAAUCUCGUGAAAGCAAAAUUUUCUGUUGUUUCUCCUGGCUUAGUUUUCUGUGCAUAAGCAAUAUUUCGACAUGAAUUCCGUCCCUAUUGCGUUGAACAAAGCGGCAAUGCGCAAAUACGAAGAUCUGGAAGUACCAUGUAAUGCCAUCCUCGCGAGCUAUGUGUGGGUGGACGGUUCUGGAAUUAAUCUGCGCUCCAAAUGCAGAACUUUCGAUUUCGUUCCCCAAACACACAAAGAUUUACCAAUUUGGUACUUCGACGGCAGCAACACGGGUCAAGCCAGUCCGGACAACUCGGACACGUUCAUCUUCCCGGAAGUGAUUUACCACGAUCCGUUUCGACGUGGAAGCCACAUACUGGUCUUAGCUGACACCUAUCAGUACAACUAUCAGCCAACUGUUAGUAAUCACCGCAAGGAAUGUACAUUGCUCUGUGAAAAGGGCGAAGUUGAGGAGCCGUGGUUUGGGUUCAAUCAAGAGUUUUUCCUUACGACAACGGAUGCGAGGCCUCUAGGGUGGCCCCCGGGCGGAUUUCCUGCCCCACCUGGCCCCUACUACUGCGCUAUCGGGGCCGAUAAAAUUGUCGCCCGGGAUCUUAUGGAGGCAUUCUACAGAUGUUGUCUCUUCGCGGGGGUGCAAAUCAAUGGCAUAAACCCCGGCACCACUCCAUCACAGUGGAAUUAUCAGGUAGGACCGAGUCCUGGUAUAAAAGCAGCUGAUGAUUUAUGGAUGGCCCGCUACAUUCUGAGCAGAUUAGCUGAAGAGUAUGGCACUGUAGCCUCAUUUGAACCACAGCCCGUCGCGGACUGGCCUGGUAACGGCACCUUCGUGUACUUCUCCUCCAAGGACAUGAGAGAGGAAGAUGGAAUAUUGGUGAUAGAAAGGGCUAUAGACAAGCUCUCACGGCGACACGGCGCGCAUAUCAACGAGUACGACGCAAAUAACGGAGCCGACAAUGCGCGGCGUCUUACCGGCAAGCACGGCAUGCCGCGCAUUCGGGACUUUACUGCAGGUGUGGCAAACAGAAGCUGUGCAGUGAGGAUACCACGACAAGUCUCUGAAGAUAAACGUGGUUAUUUGGAGGAUCGUCGCCCAGCGGCCAAUGCCGAUCCGUAUCGCCUCAUCUCUAUCAUGCUCAGAACCUGUAUAUUUGAUGAAUAGUUUUUUUUUUUUAAUUGGACAUGUUUAUAUUAUUGUUAUGUUACGUUUAUACCUAGUCCUCAGCCUUCCACAUCCACCCAAUUCUCGCCAGCGACUUUAUAUCUGGAUGUACAUUUAUAUGGGUCACCAAAUAAUAAAGUUAAAAGCAGACUUUCAAGCUGGAAUUAUCUCGACUCAAUAACUUUAUUAUUUGAUGUCAGAAAAUUCAGAAAUAAAACAAAUCCAUUCUUUAGAGGGGCUCAGUUUACUUAAUUUAUUUUAAUAAAAGUCUGUAUUAUCUUUCCUUUCGACAAAUUACGUAAAUAAACAUUUUAAUUAUUAUUAGAAUCAUUACAAACCAAGGUUUAAAGGAUAGAUCAGUCCCCCGAUAGUAUAAGAAAAACGUAUUAUUCGUUAUCGUAAUCGACUUCAAAUUCUGCCCUUUGAUUGGUUGAUUCGCUGUUUACGUUUUUCACAGCCAAUCAAGGGGCAGAAUUUGCUACCGAUUACAAUAACGAUGAGUAGAUUUUUCUUACACAAUUGGGGGGCAGAUCUACGUUCGUGCAUGAACCGUACGGCCUACAUGCAUCAAUAAAGAACCAGAGGGAGGGCGUGUUCAUGAUAUUUUCGUUGCUGUGAUUGAAUCUUAAGAAAACCUUUGCCGAGUGUUAAUAUUAAUUCCAGCAAAAUAGACAAAUAAAAAAUAAUUUUAUUGCAUGAUUAACAUAAAACUCUGCUCUGUUUUUCUUGCCUUUAUACCUUCUUACCUAAUUAAUGUUUGUAUUUUUGUUAAACAAGGGAUCUUCUUAGAUUUAUGCUGUAAUAAAAA
Messenger RNA from Maniola jurtina (meadow brown), 2037 nucleotides. Its product is annotated as glutamine synthetase 2 cytoplasmic-like. The coding region runs from base 141 to 1229 and encodes 362 amino acids. The record is from RefSeq and is a predicted model, not a curated record. Gene Ontology annotation, molecular function: glutamine synthetase activity. The transcript is spliced from 8 exons. NCBI's taxonomy places the organism in Eukaryota, Metazoa, Arthropoda, Insecta, Lepidoptera, Nymphalidae. Gene Ontology annotation, cellular component: cytoplasm.